Molecule: messenger RNA, 5927 nt
Organism: Meriones unguiculatus (Mongolian gerbil)
Lineage: Eukaryota; Metazoa; Chordata; Mammalia; Rodentia; Muridae
Gene: Phlpp1
Product: PH domain and leucine rich repeat protein phosphatase 1
Exons: 17
Coding region: 1-5007 (1668 amino acids)
Molecular function (GO): protein binding
Source: RefSeq, a predicted model, not a curated record
AUGGAGCCCGCCGCCGCAGCCCCGGCACAGCGACUCGCCGAGCCCGCGCCUGACGACCGAGCCCCGGCGGCGGCGGCGGCCGAGGGCGGCCGGAGUCCGGAUCCCGCGCUGAGCGCCGCGGCCGCGAGCGGCGGGAACGGCGGCGCGGCUCGAGAGGAGGCCCCCCGCGAGGCGCCGCCGGGGCCGCUGCCCGGCCGCGCGGGAGGCACCGGGCGCAGGCGGCGGCGCGCGGACGUCCCGGGGCCCGCGGCCGGCGGCGGCGGCGGCGCCAACUCGCUGCUGCUGAGGCGAGGGCGGCUGAAGCGGAAUCUGUCGGCCGCCGCCGCCGCCUCGGCGUCCUCGUCGCCGUCCUCGGCGUCCUCGGCCGCCGGCGGCCUCCCGGCCUCCUGCUCGGCCUCGGCGUCGCUGUGCACCCGGAGCCUGGACAGGAAGACGCUGCUGCUGAAGCACCGGCAGCUGCUGCAGCUGCAGCCGUCGGACAGGGACUGGGUGAGGCAGCAGCUCCAGCGGGGCUGUGUGCACGUCUCCGACCGCCACAUGGCCUCGUCCUACCUGCGCCCGGUGCUCUGCACGCUGGACACCACGGCCGCCGAGGUGGCGGCCCGGCUCCUGCAGCUGGGCCACAAAGGCGGCGGCGUGGUGAAGGUGCCGGGCCAGGGGCCGCCUCCCGCCGCCGGCGAUCAGACCGCGGACGGCGCGCUCGGCCGGCGCCCGGGCCACCCUCCCGGUGCCGUCGGGGCCCCCUCGCGCGCGCCCCCCGCCGACCUGCCGCUGCCCGGGGGUGCCUGGACGCGCUGCGCACCCCGCCCUAGCCCGGCGCCCUCGGACUCCAGCCCCGGGGAGCUGUUCGCGGGCGGCCCCGCUUCCCCGGCCCGCGCGCCUCGCCCGGCCUCCGACACCGAGAGCUUCAGCCUGAGCCCCAGCGCCGAGAGCGUGUCGGAUCGCCUGGACCCCUACAGCAGCGGCGGCGGCGGCUCCUCGUCGUCGUCGGAGGAGCUGGAGACUGACCCGGCCUCGGUCUCGACGGGGGCUCCCGGGCCGCCCCACCGCCCCGGCCGCCCCGGGCCGCCUCGGCCGCCUUCCCCGAAGACCUCGCCUUCGCUGCAGCCGAAAGCCCCGAGGGCCAUCGAUGGCGCUGGCGCGAUGGCCGGCGAGGGUCCCCGAGAGGAUAAGGCGGUGGCAGCUGCAACUCCGGGCGGUCCUCUGUCGACUCCGGGGAGGAUCCGAGAGACCGCGCAGAAGACGUCUUCGCCGCCCCCCCUGUAUGUGCAGCUCCAUGGAGAGACUACCCGGCGCCUGGAGGCGGACGAGAAGCCAUUGCAGAUCCAAAAUGACUACCUCUUCCAACUGGGAUUUGGGGAGCUGUGGAGGGUGCAGGAGGAAGGCAUGGACUCGGAGAUUGGUUGCCUCAUCCGGUUCUAUGCAGGAAAACCUCAGAGCACUGGGAGUUCGGAACGGAUUCAGCUCUCAGGAAUGUACAAUGUCCGAAAAGGCAAAAUGCAGUUGCCAGUGAAUCGGUGGACAAGACGCCAGGUUAUCCUGUGUGGGACGUGCUUGAUAGUAUCAUCUGUGAAAGACAGCUUGAGUGGGAAGAUGCAUGUUCUACCACUGAUUGGUGGGAAAGUGGAAGAAGUGAAAAAGCACCAGCACUGUUUAGCAUUCAGCUCUUCGGGGCCCCAAAGCCAGACUUACUACAUCUGCUUUGAUACUUUCACGGAGUACUUAAGGUGGCUGCGACAAGUCUCCAAGGUUGCAUCCCAGCGCAUAAGCUCAGUAGACCUCUCGUGUUGUAGCCUUGAGCACCUUCCUGCCAACCUCUUCUACAGCCAAGACCUUACUCAUCUCAAUUUAAAACAAAACUUCCUAAGGCAAAACCCCAGCCUCCCUGCUGCCAGAGGACUUGGUGAACUACAAAGAUUCACCAAACUGAAGAGCCUUAACCUUUCCAAUAACCACCUAGGAGCCUUUCCAUCAGCGGUCUGCAGCAUUCCAACCCUAGCAGAGCUGAAUGUAUCUUGUAAUGCCCUGCAAGAAGUCCCAGCAGCUGUUGGAGCUAUGCAGAAUUUGCAGACGUUCCUGCUGGAUGGGAAUCUUCUCCACUCUCUCCCGGCUGAGUUGGAGAAGAUGCACCAGCUCAACUAUCUGGGUCUUUCCUUUAAUGAGUUCACUGACAUUCCAGAGGUACUGGAGAAGCUGACUGCUGUGGAUAAACUCUGCAUGGCUGGGAACUGUAUGGAGACCCUCAGGCUACAGGCUUUAAGAAGAAUGCCUCAUAUUAAACACGUGGACCUAAGACUGAACAUCCUCAGAAAGCUGGCAGCAGAUGGAGUGGACUUCGUGCAGCACGUCACUCAGCUUGACCUGCGAGACAAUAAACUUACUGAUCUGGAUGCCAUGAUUUUCAACAACAUAGAAGUUCUGCACUGCGAACGGAAUCAGCUGGGGACAUUGAACAUUUGUGGCUAUUUCCUAAAAGCACUCUAUGCUUCUUCUAACGAGCUCGUUCAGCUUGAUGUUUACCCGGUUCCGAAUUACCUGUCUUACAUGGAUGUCUCCAGAAACUGCCUAGAAAAUGUGCCUGAAUGGGUAUGUGAAAGCCGGAAGUUAGAAGUUUUGGAUAUUGGCCAUAAUCAAAUAUGUGAACUUCCUGCCCGCUUAUUUUGUAAUAGUAGUCUCCGGAAAUUGCUGGCAGGACACAACCGGUUGGCAAGGCUCCCUGAAAGGCUAGAGAGGACAUCGGUGGAAGUCUUGGAUGUACAGCAUAACCAGCUCAUUGAACUCCCACCUAACCUCCUCAUGAAGGCCGACAGCCUGAGGUUCCUGAAUGCAUCUGCGAACCAACUGGAAACCCUGCCUCCAGCCACACUGUCUGAGGAAACGACCAGCAUACUACAGGAGUUGUACUUGACAAACAACAGCCUCACGGAUAAGUGUGUGCCCUUGUUAACAGGGCACCCACGGCUGAAGAUCCUGCACAUGGCCUACAACCGGCUUCAGAGCUUCCCAGCAAGUAAAAUGGCAAAACUAGAGGAACUUGAAGAAAUUGAUAUCAGUGGGAAUAAAUUGAAAGCCAUCCCAACAACAAUCAUGAAUUGCAGGCGCAUGCAUACAGUGAUUGCUCACUCCAAUUGCAUCGAAGUGUUUCCUGAAGUGAUGCAGCUCCCGGAAGUCAAGUGUGUGGACCUGAGCUGUAAUGAGCUAAGUGAAAUCACGUUACCAGAAAACCUGCCACCUAAACUUCAAGAGCUAGACCUUACUGGAAACCCUCGCCUCACCCUGGACCACAAAAGCCUGGAGCUGCUGAAUAACAUCCGCUGCUUCAAGAUUGACCAGCCUUCAGCAGGAGAUGCAUCUGGAGCCCCAGCAGUAUGGAGUCAUGGUUACACUGAAGCAUCAGGAGUAAAAAACAAGCUGUGUGUGGCAGCACUGUCUGUGAACAACUUCCGGGACAAUCGGGAGGCCCUCUAUGGUGUGUUUGAUGGAGACCGGAAUGUGGAGGUACCCUACCUCCUUCAGUGCACCAUGAGUGACAUCUUGGCUGAAGAGCUUCAGAAAACGAAAAAUGAGGAAGAAUACAUGGUCAAUACAUUUAUUGUCAUGCAAAGGAAGCUGGGCACUGCUGGGCAGAAGCUCGGUGGUGCUGCCGUCCUGUGCCACAUCAAGCAUGACCCUGUGGACCCAGGAGGACCCUUCACUUUGACCUCUGCUAACGUUGGCAAGUGCCAAACGGUUCUCUGUCGAAAUGGGAAGCCACUGCCUCUGUCCAGGUCAUACAUCAUGAGCUGUGAAGAAGAGCGGAAGAGGAUUAAGCAACACAAAGCCAUCAUCACUGAGGAUGGCAAGGUCAAUGGAGUGACAGAAUCCACACGCAUCCUGGGCUACACCUUCCUCCACCCCAGUGUGGUGCCUCGCCCCCACGUCCAGUCAGUGCUUCUGACUCCACAGGAUGAGUUUUUCAUCCUGGGCAGCAAAGGGCUCUGGGACAGCCUAUCCAUUGAAGAGGCCGUGGAAGCCGUGCGCAACGUGCCGGAUGCUCUGGCUGCUGCCAAGAAGCUGUGCACUCUGGCCCAGAGCUACGGCUGCCAUGACAGCAUCAGUGCCGUGGUGGUGCAGCUCAGUGUCACUGAAGACAGCUUCUGCUGCUGCGAGCUCAGUGCUGGAGGGAGCAUGCCACCCCCUAGCCCCGGAAUCUUCCCAUCCUCUGUCAACAUGGUAAUCAAGGACCGGCCCCCAGACGGGUUGGGUGUGCCCUCCUCCAGCAGUGGCAUGGCAUCCGAGAUCAGCAGUGAACUGUCCACCUCUGAGAUGAGUAGUGAGGUGGGCUCUACUGCCUCCGAUGAGCCCCCAUCUGGAGUCCUGAAUGAGAGCAGCCCCGCCUACCCCAACGAGCAGCGCUGCAUGCUCCACCCAGUCUGCCUGUCCAACUCCUUCCAGCGUCAGCUGUCCAGUGCCACUUUCUCCAGCGCGUUCUCCGACAACGGCCUUGACAGUGAUGAUGAAGAACCCAUUGAGGGCGUCUUCAGCAAUGGCAGCCGGGUAGAGGUGGAAGUGGACAUUCACUGCGGCCGGGCCAAGGAAAAGGAGAGGCAGCAGCACCUGCUGCAGGUGCCAGCUGAGGCCAGCGAUGAGGGCAUCGUCAUCAGUGCCAACGAGGAUGAGUCCGGUCUGUGCAAGAAGGCGGACUUCUCCGCUGUGGGGACCAUCGGGCGACGGCGGGCUAACGGCUCCGUCGCUCCCCAGGAAAGGAGCCACAAUGUGAUAGAGGUUGCCGCAGAUGCCCCUCUCCGAAAGCCGGGGGGCUAUUUUGCAGCCCCUGCUCAGCCAGAUCCGGAUGAUCAGUUUAUCAUACCGCCGGAGCUGGAAGAGGAAGUCAAAGAAAUCAUGAAACAUCACCAGGAGCAGCAGCAGCAGCAGCAGCUGCCACCACCCCCCCAGCCGCCACAGCCACAGCCACAGAGGCAGUUCCAGGCGGAUCAGCUGCCAGACUGUUACGACACGCCACUAUGACCCAGUCUGGGCACUGUUCUAAACAAUAAACUAACCAGAAAGACUGAGAGAGUCUCCCAGGCUCACGUUAAACCAGGGCUGUUACCUCCUGCCCUCCUCCCAGACACGCCCCGCCCGCCUCUGCAGCUCCUCUGUAGGUUCUCUUUGUAUUGGUUACUUUUAAUAUUUACCACUUUUCUCUAGUGACACUUUACCAAUAUGACUUAAAUUUGUUAACUUCCUUCCCUAACAUAUCAAAUGUGUAAAGACAAAGAACAAAAGGUUUAAUAUAUUACAGAGAAACAGUUAAUGAUAAUGUAAUAUUUUUAAAAAUGGCUUUUUGUUGUUUGGUUUGUUUGGAAGGCAGGGCAAAUUGUCAUUGCUAAAUGAUUUAAUAAUAUUGUAAUUGUGUAUUUCUUUGUGGGGAAAGGCUUUUUUUUUUUUUUUUUUUUGUCUUGAAAAUGAUAGACAUUUGUAGAAUAUGGAGACUAACUCCUAGGAGUUGCUUUACUCUGUCAGGUGACUUAAGUCACUGGGAUUCACUAAUUUUCUCUGAGAGAACAGUUGAUUGAGAAAUUCCUAUUGUAAAUAGCUCAGUGUUACAUAGUGAAGCUUAAAGUGUUUGUAGUCUCGGUAUAAGGACACAGCCUAAAUAACUGACUCCCAGCCCCUCUGAAAAGCCUUCCCCGCCCCAUCCCCCCCUAGCUCAUCUUCAGUGUGGGCCAUUUGCUCAGCGUGUUUCUGUGCAGAUAAUACGGUCCUGCCCUUGGGAUCCCAGAACCUUUUACAGACAUUUUUAAUUGUGUCCCUUCCUGCUGCCACAAUCAGCAUGACUGUACAGAGUCCCUUAGACCAUCCACACAUCCAGAGCUAUAUUGACGCAGAAUGCACAAAUGGACAUGGCAUAAUUUUUGUUAUAAUAAAUACGAAAUUUACAAAUA